This is a messenger RNA of Cyprinodon tularosa, 5386 nucleotides long. It is a transcript of the gene znf687b, whose product is annotated as zinc finger protein 687b. The record is from RefSeq and is a predicted model, not a curated record. NCBI's taxonomy places the organism in Eukaryota, Metazoa, Chordata, Actinopteri, Cyprinodontiformes, Cyprinodontidae. Bases 102 to 4340 code for a protein of 1412 amino acids. The transcript is spliced from 10 exons.
CCCGGCUCCGUCGCUGGCGGCACCUUGUUAGAAGCGCAGCAUAUUCUGCUGAAAACGAGCUAGGAUAGUCGGGAAUCGCACAUCCAGGAGUGGAUCCCGGUAUGGGGGACAUGAAGACCCCAGAUUUUGAUGACCUUUUGGCAGCGUUUGAUAUCCCCGACAUAGAUGCCAAAGAGGCCAUACAGUCCGCUCCUGAUGAUGCUGAGGGACCCCACGGACCUGCAGGUGCACCUUUGGGAAAGCAGGAAGGCGUGGUGGGUGUGGGGUCCUCUCUGAGGCCGCCCAGUCCCGCAGACAGCCAGGCAGACACCUCCAUCGUGAGUGUGAUUGUAAAGAACAAAGUUCGUCACGAGGCCGUAGAUGGUGGGGACGGAGACUCUGACCAGCACCCCAUCGAUAUGAUGGCAGGAGCGGACGCGGGUCCACGACUUGGUGCUUGUGCGGAAUCUGAAGCCCUCAAUCACAACGGUUUCGGAGCAUCCAGUGUCUCCACGCCGCUCCCCCUCGGCCAGAAUCAGUCCAAUGGCGCUCCCUGGUCUGUGAACACUCCCAAAGCGUCUGCAGAAGCGGCUGGUGUCAGUACGGCCAAGUCUCACAAGCAGGGGGGAAACAUUUUCAACAGACUGAAACCGCUGGUGGCGCAGGGGUCUGGAGAUCCAGUGGGUCGGGCCAGGAAAAUGCAGCUCCUGCAGCAGCAGCACCAACAGCAGCAGGAUACGGUUGAGGAGAGAGCAGACGCUGUCAAAGCCUCACUACCUUCGUCUUCCUCAGUUUCCGCCGGGUCCUCUUCUCUAGCCGCCGGACUUGCCCUGCCAUUCUUUCCACCGCCCAAGCCUCUGCUUUCAGCUCCUCCUUCUGCACCUUCAUCGCAACCUUUUAACGGCGCCCCAAAAGGCGGGGCGGGGGGGUUUCAGCACCAGGUGGAGGAGGAGGAUUCAGACCCAGAUUUGGGGAGUCCGCUUGUUAUCCAGGAAAACCCAGACUCUCCAGCUAGCGCUCAGAUGAGCAGACGAUACAAGUCUGAUUCAGUUUCGUCGCAGCCAGCAUCCUCUACUGCAUCCCAACCAAAACCGGGGAACACUCCGUCUGCACCCGUCCCACAGCCCAGCUCAGCGGAGGCUCCACAGGUGGAGGAGAGACAUCCAGAACAUGUUAUAGAGGAGAGAGAUUCGCCAGAGAGCCCCGAACCAGAGAUGCCAAACUCAGCAGCUCAGGUCCCAGGGAAGACGUGCUCCAGUCCCGCUGUGGCUUCCACUCCGCCUCCCUCAGAGCUGCGGGUGCCUAAAGAGGAGGAGGUGGAGAUGGAAGUGGGAAACGGGAUCGAUAGGGUUGUGGACGGCAAAGGAGAAAAGGGAGAAAAUAUGAGGACCAGUGAGGAGAAUAUGGAGGUGGAUGAUGGCAAGUCUAAACCUUCCUCCACUGAUGGAGGGGAAAUUGCUCCAAGUGCUGUACCUGCACCGCCUGGAGCUCCAUCCCGGCCCCUUAAAGUCAGGAUAAAAACCAUUAAAACCUCCACUGGUGGGAUUACCAGGACGGUCACUAGAGUGGCGUCAAAAGGUGGUGCUGGAGGAAAAGGCUUGGAGCCAAAAGCUCAAACUGGGGAACACAAGCUUUUAGCGAACAAAACCCAGAAACCCGUUCUCACCACGACAUCAUCCCAAAAAGUAAGUGCUCUAAAUUCUCUGCCUGUUUCCACGCUUGCAGCCAGCAGUGUCAUGCUCGCCGCUGCCACUAAAGUCCAAAACAAGAUGGCAUCUACGGACAAGGCAAAGGUCUCAGCCACGGCCGUCAGCAUCACCAAGUCUGCCGCCCUGCCUGCAACACCCGCCGUGGCCUCUUCCCCAAAGUUCUCCGUCGCUGCCAGCGGGAUAAGCGUCCGCACGGCCACCAACAAAUCGGCAAAUGGAGGCGGCACCGCCAUCUCGGGCAACACCCUCCAGGCAAACAAACCCGCGUCAAUCGUUAACAACACAGGAGCCGUCAUCUCCCGGAGCCAGUCGAGCCUGGUGGAGGCUUUCAACAAGAUCCUGAACAGCAAAAACCUCCUGCCGAGCUACAAGCCCGACCUCUCUGCGCCUCCGCCGCCCGAGUGGGGGCUCCCGCUGCCCGCCACAGGUUACCGUUGCCUGGAGUGUGGAGACGCAUUCGCCCUGGAGCGCAGCCUGGCGCGGCACUACGACCGGCGCUCACUCCGCAUUGAGGUCACCUGCAACCACUGCGCCAAGAGGCUGGCCUUCUUCAACAAGUGCAGUUUGCUGCUGCACGCCAGGGAGCACAAGGAGCGUGGCCUGGUCAUGCAGUGUUCCCAUCUGGUCAUGAGGCCUGUCACAGUGGAGCAGAUGAUUGGCCAGCAGGACAUUAUGCCGAUUGGUGGCCUGCUUACUUCUUCGUCCUCUCCUCCAGUCUCUUCUCCCUCUGCCACGUCAGGAGGUCCUGCCGCCACCGCUACCUCCAGCCCCAUGAAGGACACCUCAUCUCCGGCUGCAGCAGCUCCGCCUCGACCUGUCCGCCGUGCUCCUCAGGGGCCCCAGGCCUUGAUGCCGCUGCCGUGCAAGAAGGCUGAGGGGCUGCAGUACAACAACUUCAAGUGUCCAGAGUGCCAAACGCAAUUCUCCAGCAAGGCAGAGCUGGUAACUCACUUCCAGCAGAUCAGAGGUGCUCCCAGUUCGACGUGCAGCCAAUGCUCACCUCCAAUGAUGCUCCCUAACUCGUGCGCCGUCUCCGCCCACCAGAGGAUCCAUAAACACAAAGCCCCAUAUGUUUGUCCUGAGUGUGGUGGGACUGCGCGGCAGACCAGCUUCCAGACUCACCUGGAUGAGGCCUGUCUUCACUUCGCCAGGCGCAUUGGCUACAGGUGCUCUAGCUGCCAGGUUGUGUUCGGAGGCCUGAACUCCAUCAAGUCCCACAUCCAGACAGCUCACUGUGAGGUCUUCCACAAGUGCCCCAGCUGCCCCAUGGCCUUCAAGUCCUCCCCCAGCGCCCAAAACCACAUUAGCACCCAGCACCCAACGCUAACAGGAGGACAGGCCAAGAUGAUCUACAAGUGCGUGAUGUGUGAUACGGUUUUUACCCAGAAACCCUUGCUCUACAUGCACUUUGACACCCAUUUAGCCAAGCAGAAAGUGCAUGUGUUCAAGUGUCCCGACUGCACCAAGCUCUACGCCCAGAAAGGCUCCAUGAUGGAGCACAUCAAGACCGCCCACAGAGGCCCUGCAGCCAAACAGGAGUCUCAGCCUGACACCUCCAACCCAGCCUCAGCUCCCACCAACUCGUCCAGCCCAUCCGGCCUCAAGUUGAAACCCUCUGCAAAGCCCGACACCUCAGACGGCGAGGACUGGGGGCGGGAGCAGGAGGAGGAGGAGGAAGAGGAGGAGGAUGAUGACGAUGAGGGAGAUGAGGACUACGAAGCCCCAGGUGGCCAGUCUGGUGGCGGCACAGGGGGCAGUGGUCAUUCCACUGCCGUGAACGAGUGGACAUGCCCUCAGUGUCAGACCACCUUUACUGACAACGACGACUACCAGAGUCAUGUGAAAAUGGAGCACGGCAAGUUCCCUUGUCGUAUCUGCGGCGGAACGUUCAGCACUUCUUCCAGCCUGCGACGUCACGAAAGGGUCAUUCAUGAGGGCAAUAAAAGAGUCUUCCACUGCCAGUUUUGCACAGAAGGUAAGAGAACAUUUGGCAGCCGCUUCUUGUUGGACAAACAUAUUCGACUCCAUCACAGACCAACAGAUGGACAGGGUCCUCCUCUGACCAGGAAGAGAGCAGCUACAGGAGGUGAAGGAGCGGGCAGCUCCUCUGAACAUGAUGGCGAGGUCGGUCCUCCUGCAGGCAGGCAGGCAGACGAAGAGGAAGGCGCCACAGAGGAGGGCGGAGGCCCCGCAAAGAGAACCAGAGCAUCGAUGGCUUCAAACUCAUCAGCACCUAGCGAGCUGGAGGAGGAGGACAGCAUCUUCCGCUGCGUCCCCUGCGGCUUCUCCACGGAGGACGGCGCCGAGUUCCAGCGUCACAUCCCGCAGCACCGAGGUGACACGGCCGCCUUCCAGUGCCUGCAGUGCGGUGUCUGCUUCGCGUCGGCCGGCUCGCUCAGCAGACACCGCUUUAUCACUCACAGGGUGCGAGACACGCAGAACGACACGGAGCGCGGCACACCGCGUGCUCCAGGCUCGCCGAGCACCUCUCCCGGCGACGCCUCCCCGUUGGCACACCUGGAAGACGGAGACGGGAACCUGGGCUGCAGGGUGUGUGGGCGGCGGUUCGACAAGGCGACCGACCUCAACACGCACUUCAGGACCCACGGCAUGGCCUUCCUCACCGCGCACAAGACAGACAAACCCCAGUAGGGGAGGGAGGGAUGGGGGGCUGUAGAACAUGAAUGUUAAAGAGACCUUUUUUUUUUUUUUGAAGAUCACCCAGAAACAUUUUAUCCUCUACGGCACCUCCUAUGUGCGACUGUAGCUGCAUGUUAGAUCUUAUUACACCUGUGCUAGUCUUGUAAGAAGCUCUUUCUGGGUAAUAGCCUUUAUAACAGCCAUUUUUACCUGUCCUCCCAUUUCCGACAGCGCUCACCCACCAUAUCCACACAUCUCGUCUGCACGUCACCUCGCCUUCACGCUGCCUGUUCCACUCCGGUUUUUACCCCAACGCCUCCUCACGUUGGUGAAGGAGAGCCAAAUGAAGCAUGAAGUGGAGCGCCUAAAGAAAACUGACUGAUUUUUAAUGUUGCAAUAUUUAUUUAUACUAAAAAUGUCACUGCUGUUUGUAUCUUAGAGAGUCUGUGCAACAGAAACCUGAGAAAAAAUGGUUGCAGGAAGUCUGUGACCCGGUUGGUGUGAAUAAUUGUGAGGUUGUUAAUUGUUGAAGCUAGAAGAAGAGAUUCCUGUCAGUAGUGCAAGUGUACGAAGUUUUUCCUGUGUAAAUACAUACAAGUACACUAAGAAAGCGUUCUGGUUUUAGUAACUUACUAUGAUAAUGUGAAUAUGUGUAGUAUUUGUACUUGUAAUGUUCAACCCUUAAAAAUGGUAAAAGUUGAAAAGAAAACAAAUCUUCCCAGAGUUAGUUCAUUAUGAAAACAAAGCAAAGGAGAGAACGUGUUUCGUCUCAACGUCGAUGAAAACACGAAAUUUCUCUCUAAGGCCGUUCUUUUGCAACUACCGGAUCAGUGCUUGCUGUACCCACACUUUUCUUUUUGUACGUUUAAGCCCUCGCAAUUGCCCAGUGGAGGCCUGCGAGCGGACUUUGUAAUUUUUUUAUAUGUCAUAUCAUAUUUAUAUAGCUCUAUAGUGGCGAUUUUAUGUCAUUUUAUUUUCCAUGGUUGUGGUCUGCUUGCUAAAAUGCCAUACACUUCUGUGCUGUUUGGAAAUAAAUGUGGAAAAUAUCUGAAAAUGUG